Gordionus sp. m RMFG-2023 is the source of this 830-nucleotide messenger RNA. Its product is annotated as synaptobrevin homolog YKT6-like. Gene Ontology annotation, cellular component: membrane; Golgi apparatus. Gene Ontology annotation, molecular function: SNAP receptor activity. Gene Ontology annotation, biological process: endoplasmic reticulum to Golgi vesicle-mediated transport. The record is from RefSeq and is a predicted model, not a curated record. The transcript has a single exon. Lineage: Eukaryota; Metazoa; Nematomorpha; Gordioida; Chordodea; Parachordodidae. The coding region runs from base 136 to 747 and encodes 203 amino acids.
UGUCUUGUUUGUAUUCACCAUCUUUUUUUCAUUUGACUCCAAACAGCUGUGGGAAUAUUUCGGCCCCGAACCGUGCAAUUGUAUGUCUUAUAAUUUAAUUACAACAUUAUUCAUAUUCUAAAUUAUUUCGCGGAUAUGAAAUUAUAUGGCAUAUUUAUUUUAGUUAAAAUAAGUGAUUUUCAUAAUGAUUCUUCCAAAAAUGCAAAAAUUAUAAAAUAUGCUCUUAAUCUUGCAUCAUUUAACUUUUUUCAAAGAAGAGGUGUGGAAGAAUUUUUAAAAUUUACAUCAGAAUUACUCAUUACUAAAACUCAACAAGGAUCUAGAUGCACUAUUACUCAAGAUAACUAUCUAUGUAAUACAUAUGUUAGAAGUGAUGAUAAAUUGGGGGCAAUAUUAUUUUCUGAUCAUGAAUAUCCUAAAAGAGUUGCUCAAACUUUAUUAACUAAAGUCCUAAAUAAUUUUUCAAAUCAAUCUUAUGAAAACAAUGAAAUCAAUAAACCAAUGAUUGAUCCUUUUUUAACAGAAAUGCUAGCUAAAUAUCAAAGCCCAAAAGAGGCAGAUGUAUUGACAAGGUUGGAAAAUGAUUUAGAUGAAACCAAAAUUAUCUUACACAACACCAUUGAAUCUGUUUUAGAGAGAGGCGAAAAAUUAGAUGACUUGGUUAGCAAAUCAGACCAAUUAAGUGCUGAUUCAAAAGCCUUUUACAGAACAGCUAGAAAAACAAAUCAAUGUUCAUGUAUUAUAUAAAUUAUAUGUAUACAUAUAUCCUUGAAUUUAUUGUUAAUAAUAUUAAUACAAUUGUUUUAAUAAAAAAAAUAUAUAAUUGAAAA